AUGCCUCGCCCUUCAGGCUUCACGGACGCUGAACUUGCAGCGGCGGCAUGGCGGCGGAACAUGAAGAACAAGGGAGCCAACGCGCAGGGUAUCGAGCAGCGAGAGCAGAGCGCUCAAACAGAGCGCAAAGCGGAGCGCAAAGCGGAGCGCAAAGCGGAGCGCAAAUCAGACCGCAGAACAGAACGCAAGUCUUCCUCCUCCGGAAGCAAGAAAAAAAAGAGCAGCAGAGACAAGGACGGCAAGAGCAAGCGGGAUGCCGUGGCGAGGAAAUCGAUCAGAAAAAGCAAGUCCAAGCGGCGAGAGCGCAAGGAGCGAGGGGGCAGAAGCCGCAGCGUCAGCAUGGGCAGAAGCGUUACCAGCGGCGGGGGGGGGGGGGGCUGGAGCAGCGCUAGCAGCAGCGGCGGUAGCAGCGGGAGGAGAAGCUUGAGCAGCGACGGUCGGGUGUUCUUCGAGGACGUGGACGGGGAGAGAGACGUGGAGCCACAAGCCGCCAGGGCCGAGGAUCCAAUGGCUAGGGUGGGGCUGCUCGGGAUGCUCGGGUCAACAGACGAUGUCCCGUCGGACCCUCGAAGGCCCGACCACGACGACCGCGACGCGCGGUGGCGAGGGGGCAGGGCGGGCUUCCCCCCGGGAGCGCGAACCGGCAUCGCAACCUCCACGGCCAGAGGCAGGGGGGCGCGCGGCGAAUCGUCGAGCGAGCUGGCGUGGGAGAGAGGUCGUCUGCGUGGCCGGCGGGAGCGAGGGCGGCGGGGGGCCCGUGGCGGAGUCUCGGAGGAGGGGGGGGGGGAGGAUUUACAUGGCCGAGGGAGGAGGCGGACGAGGAGAGGUCGAAGCCCGGGGGGUGAGGAGGUUGCGCGGAGCCUCAGCAGAAGCAUCAGUCGGGAGAGACGAACUAGGCAGAGUAGCCGGAGUCGAAGCGCCAGCUUGCGAAGGAGCAGGAGCCGCGACAGGGCCGUCACCGGGCUGCUGGACGAGAUUAUGGGCAAGGUUAAUCCUGCCGAUGUCGCUAAGACGUGGACCCACGACAUGUACGAAGAGGCGGCGGGGGCGGACAGGGGUAGGCAGAGUGAGGGAGGUGCUGCGCUGUGA
Molecule: messenger RNA, 1089 nt
Organism: Ectocarpus siliculosus
Lineage: Eukaryota; Phaeophyceae; Ectocarpales; Ectocarpaceae
Source: the annotation of a GenBank genome assembly